CUGUAUUGAAUUUUCAAAUAUGGUUAAGUGUGUUUUUUCUUUGCAAUGAUAUAACUCUAUGCUGUCAAUAUUAUUACUACAAUAGUGUGUAUCCUAGAAAGUACGGAUUUGUCCAAUAUACUAGCUUAGAAGGAGCAACAAAUCCAAGAGAUAGUCAUGAUUCAAACGAAAAUUUUGCAAUUACCAACAACAGCAUGAUACAUUCCAAUUCUGCAAACUCAAUCCACAUUAGACCAAACCAUGUAACUCCAUCGGAAGAACCGUUCACCUCUUCAUCACCUUUGACUCCCCCAAAAGGAUCACCGCAAGCUAAUGGAUACAGCUCCAUGAAUACUUUCAGUGACAACAAAUCUCAGUCAGCAAUCAAAACAUUUGCGGUAGGAUCCAUGUUCAAUUCCAUCACUACAACCGCAAUGCCAAUUAAUGAAAAAAUCACCAAAAUCACCAAAAUCACCAAAAUCACCGAAACUACCCAGAAAUCUACUUCUGGAAGUGAAGCUUUCGGUCUUUUUCUUGCAUGGGGGUGCACUUUUGUUUAUAUGAGCUCAAGAUGCCCCCAAUUAUACAAAAACUAUUUAAGAAAAUCGGUCGAAGGCAUCUCGCCGCUAUUAUUCGGUGCUGCAUUAUUAGGGAACUUAGCAUACACCCUUUCCAUCUUAUCGAGUUGCGAGUUUGUCUUGGAUGAAAGCAGAGGCGAGUUUUUCUUCAAAGAAUUACCUUAUAUCUUAGGUAGUUCUGGUACUAUUAUAUUCGAUGCCAUCUAUUUCUAUCAACGUCACAUAUAUAGAGACUCGGGUAAGCAAACAAGCGUAAUGGGCUUAGAAACCUGGGACGAGUUGGGAAACACCCACAACAAUGACAGCACUCGGGUGAUAUAGAUUUUAUAGAAAAUUGCAAUCCAUUAAUUCUC
Molecule: messenger RNA, 910 nt
Organism: Hyphopichia burtonii NRRL Y-1933
Lineage: Eukaryota; Fungi; Ascomycota; Pichiomycetes; Serinales; Debaryomycetaceae
Exons: 1
Coding region: 195-878 (227 amino acids)
Source: RefSeq, a predicted model, not a curated record